UAAAGGAUUUCUCAAACAUGCAUGAAAUAAUCAACACUGCAGGUUUGUUUUUGAUGAAUAAAAGACACGAAGCAAAGAUCAGAAAAGUGAAUUUUAUGUGAUCCUGCCCCUUUAAGAACCAGCAGCUCACAGGCCUGCAGACUUGAAGCUGGAACCCUUCAGUCCUCUGUCCAUGUUGAGUCUCUUCUCCUCUGUCUCAGGUCUAACCGAGUCCAUCCUGCGGGCCAUGCGGCGCAGCCGGCGCCUCCUCUUCGUCCUCAGUCCCGACUUCCUGGCGGAGAAGAGCUUCAGCCUGCUGGAGUGCCGUUUGGGUCUGUGCCUGCAGCGCGGCCAGCGGGCCUCCAUCCUGGCCGUGGUCUGCCGCUCCGUCAGCAAGCUGCCCUGCGCGGAGGCGGCCCAGCUCCGCCACGCCGCCAUCUGCACCGCCACCUGGCGGGGGCGCCGGUCCGAGCCGCGGCGCUCCCGGUUCUGGCUGCGGCUGCGGCUGGCGCUGCCGGUCCGGCCGCUCGCUCUGGGCCGGCGGCUCAUCGACAGCACGUCGUCGCACUCCGACCUGGCGGCGCUGGCUCUGCAGAGAGCUCAACGCAUCCGGAACCAGAACCGCAGCGACCGGGCCGGCCGGAGCCGCACGGGCCGCAGGGCUUCGGCCAAUCACAGAAAGACUCCGUCCAGAGGGAGGGGCGGCGUCAGGAGGGAGGAGGGGCUACAGCACAGCAGGAGGUGCUCCGGGUGCGCUGGGUUCAUGGGCCAGGUAGAAGACAGGCGGGCGGAGAUUAGAGGGGAGACCCAGAUGCAGCUGGAGCUGCGCAACGGGACCGACGCCGUCUCAGAAACGGACUCCAUCACCACUGACCCCGCCCACAAAGCACACAGCCACGCCCCCUCCCCAAACCACGCCCCUGAAACCCGUGACCACGCCUCCUCCUGUCAGCAGGAAGUGGAUACUUCUAGGACUUCAGAGGAAAAUCGGUCCGGUGAAAAGGGGGAGGAGCUUAUGCUUGAGAUGGCGCCAACCGGAAACCCGGCCUAGCCGUUCAUUUCCAACAUGUGAAUCGUUCUCUGACUGAAUCGGUGAACUUUUGGACUAAUCUGAAGGAGUGUGGUUACCUUUUAUAGGGCUUAAUAAUUAACACUUCUCUGGAUUUAACAAUGAAGAAAAGCCGGAAUCAGACCUGCAGCAUUUUAGAUCUGCUGAAGAUGUUUUACCGAGUUCUUUCUGCUUCCUGAUAGUAUUUGUAUUAUUUGUAUUUAUUUAUUCAUUCAUUUCAUUUAAUACAAAAAAAAACAAUCUAACUCAUGUUUUGGUAU
Molecule: messenger RNA, 1308 nt
Organism: Poecilia reticulata (guppy)
Lineage: Eukaryota; Metazoa; Chordata; Actinopteri; Cyprinodontiformes; Poeciliidae
Source: RefSeq, a predicted model, not a curated record